UAAACUUACUUAAUCCCGACUACACAUAAAAGCACCUACACACGAAUACAUCGCAACACACGCACUCUUACGAAUUAGAGUUCUUAAACACACACACACACACACACACACACACACACACACACACACACAAACUAAGCAACCAAUGCACACAGAAAACAAACAAGAACAACAUUAAAACACGAAUUCAUGCACACACAGGGAUACAUACGUAUAUGCAAAUACGCCAAAGAAGCAAGCAUACAUACACACUCAUACACUCACUGAUGCAAGCAUACAAAGAUACAAACGCGUAUAUGUUUACAUGCAUACACAUACGUACACGCGAGCACGGAUCCACAAACAUACAAACACACACUUACAUACAUGCCCGUAGACAGGGACACACGAGCAAUACUGUCACACAGCCAGUGUACAAGCGCAUACACUUAGACGCAUACACACACAUACACACAUAUACACAUGCAUGCACUAGCAUUGCAUACACACGCACACAUAUAAACAGAAUGUAAUAGACUAAUACACAAAAUUUACAAACUGGUUGCCGGUCGACACACCUACACACGCAUACGCAUACACACGCACGCGCACAUGCACACACAUACACACACAGAGGCAGACACACACACACACACACACACAGACGUAUACACACAAACGUAUAAAUGUUUAACCGUACACACGUACAUACCGCUGGCUCUCUACGUCUCUCGCUCGUUCCGUUUAGAAAGAAAAAGUCUCGCUAGGUCAGUGACGAGUCUGCUUUUGUUGUUGUGUUUUAGCUGUAGUCUUGUUGUAUAUUAAUUCCUCUGUUUAGCUGACAUGUCUAUGCUAACACGAACGGGUACAACAGUCAGAAAGCAUCGUCGCAGAUCGUUGGGCCGAGUAAAUAGCAGACGGGGUUCGGCUCCGACCAUACUGCAACAAUGCACGAGUCAGCAUACCCUUUUAAGGGUCAAUUCUGGAAAGAGGGCUUAUCUUACGCCACAACCAUCGCCUUCAAAAAGCGUGUCGUUUACAUUUGACCCGGAGCGUAGGAACAAUGUCGCCGCCGUGGAUUCAAUGCGAAGGGGCUCCGUCCGUCUUUACGAGAAAAGACUAUCUGUCUCCAGAGAAGAAAGUCAGUUAGCGGUACUUUCACAUGAUCAAGAGACAGUUGGAACGAAAGAGGAAGCAGUCAUGCAGAAUGCGAUUGAAUUCCCUCCCGUCAAAGUCAUGUAUGGCACCACUGUCUAUUGGACAGAAAAUGUUGAAGCUGAACAGUCCUCCUCGUUCAUAUCCAGUAUGGGCGGAGCUUGCUCUGAAGCCUCUGGAACAUGUGACUUUAUUAGUCGUGCCUUCACCAUUAUCACAGGAACAUGGGCGGUAACCGUGUUCAUAGGGGCUCUGCUGCUUCUGCCAUUACUAAUGAGUGCAAUAGGUGUAAAAUAUCUCGAUGAAUGUCCCAAGGAGCCAAAAAUACCAAUUUACCUUUUAGUCGGCGGAUCAUUUGGUGCCCUCAAAUUAGUACUUCUUUUGUGGCGUCAGGUCAAAUUUCACCGCUAUGAAUAUGACGACCAUUUCACUGACAGUGAAAAGUUUUUUUCAGCAUCACAUGUCACGCAAAUGUCGUUGACAUUGUUUUUGGCCGUUUGGUUCGGCUUUGGUAAUUACUGGCUUUAUUCUAUCUGGAAACCACAUUUCCAGGCUCCGCUACAUGAACCUCGUAAUUGGUGCUCAGAAACAGUGUUUCGUUUCACAUUUUGGCAGCUACUGUCUUGUCAUAUUUUGGUUUGCUGCACCAUUCUUUUGACAUUUGUUUUACUCAUAACCUACAGAUGUUACAAAAUUUGUAAAAUAGAAAAAAGCUAAUAUGAAACAAACUAAUAAUUACUUAUAAAAUGAAAAUGAAAAAUAAACAUUAACAGAACUAAUUCUCUCAGUUUUAAGAAGAAGCUAACGAGAAGUACGAGAAUGUAUAUCACUGAGGAAUAAGUGAUCUAUGUAUAAUAACAAAAUGAACGAUUAACGAUAAGAAACGACGUUAUGUCUAUCUGUCUAUCUAUUUCUGUGUGCAUGUAUGCAUACAUAUAUGUAUAUGUAUGUAUACAAGCAUGCCUGAAUGUAUGUAUGUAUGUAUGUAUGUAUGUGUUUUUAUGAAUGAAUGUGAUAUGUAUGUACAACUCUAUAUUUAUAUUGUGUAUCAACGCUUGAGUGAAAAAUAUAUAUUCACGGUGAAGUGUUAAAAAAACAUCAUUUCUCACCUUUUUUUGUCUCACAA
Messenger RNA from Octopus bimaculoides (California two-spot octopus), 2260 nucleotides. RefSeq lists its product as uncharacterized. NCBI's taxonomy places the organism in Eukaryota, Metazoa, Mollusca, Cephalopoda, Octopoda, Octopodidae. The record is from RefSeq and is a predicted model, not a curated record.